UUCACCCAGCAGCGGACGAGAGCGUACAGUGUGUGUUCACCCAGCAGCGGACACAGUAUCCACACUCUCUCUGUUCACCAGAACGCUGAGCUAUACAGAAUGCUUCUGGUCUUUAGCCUCGUCUUCCUCAUUUCUCGAUGCUUCGUCAUUAUAAGCAGCAAUUGCCACAGUGACAGGAACAAGGACCACCGAACUCACGUGAGCUGUGUGGCUCAGAGCCUGAGCACAGUGCCUGAUGGGAUAGAUGUAAGGACAGAGGUUUUGGAUUUUACUCAGAACCAGUUUAGGUCACUCUCCUGGGCCGACUAUAGUGCAUUCACAUACCUGUAUGAGCUGGACCUGAGUGAGAACAACAUCAACGUAAUCAGUCCACAAGGUCCAGUGCUUGGAAACCUUAGCGUGUUACGGUUGUCCAAUAACAGCCUGGAAGGUUUGGGUGGGCGUGUGUUCACCUCUGCCCCCAGGCUGAUGGAGGUUUACCUGGAUGGAAACAAUCUUCGUUCUCUUCAUGACGCCACCUUCGGUGACCUUCCGCACCUAGAGGUCAUCAACCUGUCUCGGAACCAGCUGCACGCCCUACCCCAACGGCUGCUUGAAUGUGUCUCUUCCACCAGGCUCAAGACCUUUGACCUGGAAGAUAAUCGUGUGCAGCUCAUGCCUAAUGAGUUCUUCUCUUCGAAGCCUGACCUGCCCUACGUCUUCUUGUCCCAGAACCCGUGGCAGUGCAGCUGUGAGGUGGGCUACCUUCAGCGCUACCUGGAGGACCAGGGUCACAAUGUGUACCAAAACACAGGGCCCACCACCCUGGAGAACAACCCCGAGAGUGUGGUAUGUGCGGGGCCGCCCCACCUGAAAGCUAUGGCCAUUGUAGACCUAAAAGAGGAAGACUACUGCAUGUCCACCAAAAUGACCACUACCACACCCAUGACCACACCCACUACCACACCCAUCGACACAACCACUAACACGCCCACUAGUACAUUCAUGGCCACGCCCAUUUGGCAUCUGAAGAGCUUCGUCAUGGGAGACACAGAUGUCUGGAACAAUGCUCAUACCACCCAUAGCACCACUCAGAUGAUUUCAACAGCCACUCAGAUGAUUUCAACAGCAACCCCAACCAAAACCACCUGGUUUGAGCACUGGAUACUUCAAUGGAACUCUAGUCAUCUCACUGGAACUACAUACCAUCCUGUAGCCUCCACAGACAGACAAAAGCCCUCUACUGCCCCCACUACACCCACUGACAGGUUAGGAAGCUCCAUUCCACCUGUCCCCACCCCGGUGCAGAUUGCCCCGGGGGUGCUGGACUCCAUGGUGAGGCCCAGUGAGCGUCUGGGUCCGUGGUGCUGGUGGCUGUUUGCUGGGUUUUUGCCAUUGUGUGUUCUUUCAGGUAUCUGCUGCUGCAUGCUGUUCCUGUGGCUGGUCCUCACCUACAGCACCCUCUACAGGCCACUCCGAGGACAGAGCGCUGCGCUCAACGGGGGCGUGAGGCUGCACGCGUACCGCCCCAUGGAUGGGGGUGGGGCCCCGAGCAGGGAGCCAGAGAGUGUGGUGUUCUUACCGCCCGAGAAGAUACGAGAGACACAAACAGUGUUUCGGUCAGUGCUGUUCAUCUCAAAAGGACAGGAGGACGAGGGAGUAAAGAACCAGGAUGAAAGACAAACAAGAGGAAAUGACAUCACAGCUAAAACAGAACUGCGGCCAGUGGUGGAGGAAGAUGGGCUAGGGGCAUCUCUGCAGAGAGAGCGUGGGAGGGCGGGGCAGAUAGACACAAAGGAAGUGUUCAGGAAGACCUUGUAUAGGAUGAUAUGCAGCGAGGAAGAGAUAGCAGGAUGGAGGGAAGUGGAGGAACGAGGGAAGACACGGUACAGUCUGAUCCUCAGGGAGGAGAGAGGGAGCUUGGCAGAGGACAGGAAAGGAGAGAUGGAGUGGUUGGUUGGAGAAUGGGAGAUGGGUGGGGAGCUAUAAUUAAAAGCAUGGAGAACUGACUGCCUACACCUGGACUGGCUGCUACUACAGUUGUCUGAGUGUGUGUACAAACUUCUGAAGGCAUUGUGUUCUCCAGGCACUCUGGACAAAUGCAAACACAAGAAUGUGAUAUAAUAAAAAUACGAGUAUUUAAUGUGUGCUAUUUUCUGAGUAAGAAAAUAAAGUCCAUCUGCUUCCUGGGGCUCAGUGGUCCUGAUUGUAACUGACAACCAUUUGUCCUGUGAGCCACACAUGUGAAAUAUAUGAGACUUUGAUAUUUUAAAACAAAAUUAAAGAUCACCAUAUAAAAUUAUUAAAGUAUAAUGCUCUCACUUAACCCUUUAAAACUAACUAUUUGGUACAUGUUUAGUUUAGUUCACAAAAUUAACACACAUUUGUAAAACAUUUUACAACUAACGUAGCUAUGAGACUUCCUGUAGAACAACUUGUAGCUCUGAGCCCUAUACGCAAGCAUCACUGUUUGACAAUCCUGUUGUAAACUAGAUUAAAACUCACACAGAAUCAGGAGUCCAACAGAAAGCCACUUCUUCCAUUUUUAUUGGAGCAUUUUAAUAAACAAAACAAUGAAAUAUAAAACUUUGUUUUUUUUCCCCCCAGCAGCAGGUGUGUGACAACGGCGUGUUUUAGAUGGCAGAGAAGCUUGGGAGCUGGUUACCGGCAACAACACGUCUCUCUACACCAUGCUCAGA
Electrophorus electricus (electric eel) is the source of this 2678-nucleotide messenger RNA. RefSeq names its product glycoprotein Ib platelet subunit alpha (gene gp1ba). The record is from RefSeq and is a predicted model, not a curated record. NCBI's taxonomy places the organism in Eukaryota, Metazoa, Chordata, Actinopteri, Gymnotiformes, Gymnotidae. Gene Ontology annotation, molecular function: protein binding.